Molecule: messenger RNA, 3886 nt
Organism: Hydractinia symbiolongicarpus
Lineage: Eukaryota; Metazoa; Cnidaria; Hydrozoa; Anthoathecata; Hydractiniidae
Product: patched domain-containing protein 3-like
Exons: 21
Coding region: 134-2998 (954 amino acids)
Cellular component (GO): membrane
Source: RefSeq, a predicted model, not a curated record
UAGUUGAAUCGGUAAACCGCCUUACUAAACUUUUCCAUUUUUCUAGAAUAUAAAAUGAUCUUAACUUUUCAAAAAUGUUGUUUUGACACAUACAGUUAUUGUUAUUGUUAUAAAAGGAAUUUAAAAAAUAAUAAUGGGGAAUUCGAAAGUUGAAGACAUGCCGCCACAAGAAGUUGGAGUUGAAAACCCUGCUGGACCCCCGCCUGCUUACGAUGGUCCACCACCAGCCUAUGACGGUACACGGGUGGAAGCAGUCCGAGUGAAAGAUGAUUCCACCACGAAAGACCAAGAUGGUUGUUGUCGCAAAUUUACAAACAGCAUAAAUCGUGUGUUAGAAAAUACUUUUGCAAGCAUUGGUUUUACCGUGGCCACACAUCCCUGGAAAACUAUAUUAAUCGCGUUGUUGAUAUCUGGAUUAUGUAUGACUGGUAUCUUGGAGUACAAAGUUGAAAACCGCGGCGAAAAACUUUGGGUGUCACAAUCGUCGGAUUCUUUAAAACAUAAGGACUGGGUCGGGGAAAAGUUUCCCGCGCAAUCUCGUCCGUGCACGGUCAUGUUGGAAAAGCAAGGAGGAAAUGUAUUAACACGUCAAAGUUUGAUUGAUUUAUAUGAGCUAAAUGAAAAAGUUAAAAAAAUCGAGGAAGGAAAAAAUGGUACACAAUGGGAUGAUAUUUGUUUCAGGACAUCCGGGUCAUGUAUAUCUAACUCCAUUUUGGAAUUAUGGUAUUACAACUUGACAAAGAUACGAAGUUUAACAGAACCGGAAAUUCUCGCUGCUGUGAAUCAAAACAAUUUAAGAAGUCCAAUGACAAACAAGUUGAUGAACAUCAGGUUAUUAGUCGGUGGGACCGUUAAAAUCGAAAAUAAUACUAUUGUAAGUGCUUCGGUUGCCCGUAUCAACAUCAGAAUUAAGAAGCAAGCAGUAUUUGUGAAAAGCAAAGGACAGUUGGUUGAUGAGAAAGGUGAGCAAUGGGAAAAAUCAUUUGAUGGUGUGAUGGCUGGACUAUCCACUCCUGGCUAUAUUUUGUACUAUUUUUCAGAAUGGGGGAGAAUCGAAGCUGCCAGCAACGCCAGCUCAGGAGAUUUGCAAUUCUUUGCAGUUGGUUACCUUCUGGUUAUUGCUUACCUUGCAGUUAUGCUGGGUAGCUUCUCAAGGCUAGGACACAAGAUUUACUUGUCAGCAGCAGGAAUUAUUGUAAUUGGACUCUCUGUUGGAAUAUCAUAUGGAUUGGGUUCGGCGUUUCAACUGGAAAAGACAGCAGUGCACGACGUUCUAGCUUUCUUGUUGCUCGGCAUUGGUGUCGAUGACGUUUUUGUCAUCAUACAAAAUUGGGAAAAUAUCGGUGGACCAAAACCUGACGGGCGAUCUAUACCGGAGAAAAUUUCUGCCACGUUAAGACACGCUGGCGUGUCCAUUCUUGUGACGUCAUUAACAGACGUGUGUGCGUUUUUAAUUGGUGCCAGUACAAUACUUCCAGCGCUUCGUUCUUUCAGCAUAUGGUGUGCUAUUGGUAUACUAGCUAUCUUUCUUCUCACCAUUACCUUUUUUACUGCUUGGCUUGCCAUUGACGCGAGCAGAGAAAAUAAAAGACGGGAUGCUUGUUUAUGUUGCAUAACUUUGAAUGACAGCUGGACACCGAUGACAUGCAGCGAGAAAAGUUAUUUGCAAUCUUUUAUUGGCAAACUCUAUAGCCCAACUUUGUUGACAGUACCAGGAAAGGUCAUCGCUUUAAUAGCUGUUGCUGGUUUACUUGCUGGGGGGUCUUAUGGACUUGCGAAUUUAGAGCAAGAUUUUAAUUCUGACUGGUUCUUACCAACCUCUUCAGCUCCACGAAAAUUUCAAAUAAAUGUGAAAAAGUUUUUUCCAAGUAACGGUAUCACAUCAGCGGUUUACACUGGCUCCAUAAAAUACAACACCGAACACAAAGCCAUGAACAAAAUUAAGGACGAACUUGAAUCAGAUUCAUACAUUGCUAAUGGUACUGUAAACAGCUGGUACCAUCAUUACAAAGAGUGGCUGGAUGUGUCGCCAUAUCGUAGUGAAUUGAUUCGAACAAAAGAAUGUAAUGAAUCAGUGAUAGCAUGUCAAUUUUCAAGUGACGAUCGUUUUUAUCAACUGCUUGAUGUCUUCCUGAACUCGUCUGCCGGAGCUUUCUUUAAAAAUAAUAUAAGAUUUAGCCCAGACAGGAAAUCAGUUGAGGCUGCAGCCAUCUUGUUCAGGCAUAUUGUUUUAUCUGGCGCUGCAAAAGAAAUCGAAGCAAUGGACUCAGUACAGGAGCAUAUUCAGCCAGGAUUAGUUGCAAGUGAACCAAACUCGCUCUUACCUUUUGUUUACACUUUCCAAUAUGUUGGAUGGGAAACUAACAAAGUUAUUACCAAAGAACUGUUUAGAAAUGUACUUCUGGCUACUCUUUGUGUAUUUCUCGUAACUUUGUUCUUAUUAUCAAAUUUAUGGGCUGCAUUGAUGGUUGUAAGCUGUGUGGCUUUGGCACUCAUUGACAUAGCUGGUUUCAUGCAUUUCUGGGGAAUAACGAUAGAUGUGGUAACGACAAUUAUAAUGGUGCUUGCAAUUGGACUGACUGUUGAUUAUUCCGCUCACAUUGCGCAUGGUUUCAUGGUUUCUCGUAAACCGACACGAAACGAGAGAAUGAUUGACGCACUUAGUGAUAUUGGUCCAGCUGUCAUACACGGGGGUAUGAGCACCAUGUUGGCUUUCAUUCUAUUAGCUGCAUCCGAGUCCUACGUAUUCUUCACCUUUUUCAAGGUAUUUUUCUUGGUUGUUGUCUUCGGGAUGUUUCACGGUUUGGUCUUUUUGCCUGUCAUUUUGAGCUUGCUUGGCCCUGCUCCAUAUGCUCCUCAUGAAGCAGAUAAAUCAACAAAAGACAACGUUGCUACUGUUGUCAACAAGGAUGAACCCAUCCGGCUGGAACGGAUGGAACAAAAUGGUCAAGUCUAUGUUACAGAGCCUGGAACUAACAGAGCAUUUACGCUAGAAUAACUGCAAUCCUUGAAACGAUGUAAAUAUGUAUAUAUCAUUCUUUAAAGAGUGCUCGAUAUUGUUUAUACACGUUACUUCGUAUGGUGCCUGUGUAGAUUUUUGUAUGUACCUAUGUUGUAUACGUCUGACUUCAUCAUCUUCCCGUGUAGCUAUUAGCAUUUACCACUUCAUUUAACUGCAUUUCCUACUGUACCGCAAAAAACGCGCGAGUUUUUUUUGUUAGCGCAUGCGCACUUUAAAAAAUAAAAGAUUUUGUCAAAGUGCGCACGCGCUAAAAACAACUCAAGAGCUCUCUGCGCUGUAGCUGUAAAGCCAAACAAUCAAGGAUUAAUUUAUCCAAAACUUUUUUUUUUAUAUCAAUAUUAUUAUUUUGUGCCGUAUAUGCCGUAUGAAAUAAGAAGAAACAGAAAAAACGAAUUUUUUUUUAACUCGUAGCUACUGCGCGAAGGUUUUUAAUAAAAAAUAACGCAUUCUAACCUAUAAUUUAUAGUUAUUAAAAUAGUUGUUUAUUGAAUUUUUUUAAUAUUUAUUUAUUUACACACACAAUGUUAAAAUUUAGAAAAUAGGUAAAUGCAAUUUUGUGAACUUUAAACAUUUACGAUGGAGGUCUAACCUCAUCAAAAAAGUCCAUCAAGCUCGCAAUUAAUUGUCAAAUAUUUCAAACAUGAAUAUCCCAAAGUCUACUGUAUUUGUUAACACUCAAACUCUAAGACCUGUUUUUUGUGGAACAUUUUUAACAGCUUUUAAAAUGCUUUCUCGACGUAAUUCAUAAAAACCGUGAAAAGGUUUGCCUUAAAAUUUAUUGAUGAUAUUGGACUGGAAAUGUAAAUAUUUUAUAUUUUAUUUAUAUAUCUUUUUUUGAUAAUAUUAUAACACGGUUACUGCUGA